AUGGCCCGAGUAGCAGUUUUAGGUGGAUCAAAAGGAUGCGCUCGUGCGAUGGUUGUUCAGAGCCUCAGUAACAAUGCCAACCAUGAAUUCAAAUUACUUAUCAGAAACCCAAACAAGCUAGAAGAGUCUUACACCAAAGAGCAACUAUCAAAAGUUACUAUAAUUGAAGGCGAUGCUCUUGACGUGGUUGCUGUCAAAGAAACCAUUCGUAAUACAGAUGUGGUUAUUUUUUCUGUCGGUAGUGGUAUGGACAUCAUGAAGAGAAAGAUGCUCCAACCAGGCCUAUGCAAAGAUGCUAUGACUGUUUUGCUAGAAGCUAUGAGUCAGCUUUCAAACGAUGAUGUUGACAGUCGUCCUAAACAUCUUGUGGCUGUUUCAACUACAGGUUUAGAUGGCAUGAAGGAAGUACCUUUCUUGUUACAGCCCUUGUACAAAUUUCUCCUCCACGAGCCUCAUCAGGAUAAAUUGGCAAUGGAAAGAUUAAUUGAAAAUAAUGAGAUUCAAGGCUUAAAUUGGAUCAUUGUAAGACCCAGUUUGCUCACAGACGGUCAAGUGACAGGCAAGUAUAGGGCGAACGUUGGUAUCUCAGGUUACACAAUUUCAAGAGACGAUGUUGGCCAUUUCUUAUGGAAUCAAUGCGUUCUAGCGGAGGUUUGGAACAAUAAAAAAGUAGUAGUUACUUACUAG
Messenger RNA from Mycotypha africana, 687 nucleotides. RefSeq lists its product as uncharacterized. Bases 1 to 687 code for a protein of 228 amino acids. The record is from RefSeq and is a predicted model, not a curated record. Lineage: Eukaryota; Fungi; Mucoromycota; Mucoromycetes; Mucorales; Mycotyphaceae. The transcript has a single exon.